Messenger RNA from Grammomys surdaster, 1033 nucleotides. RefSeq names its product CKLF like MARVEL transmembrane domain containing 5 (gene Cmtm5). Gene Ontology annotation, cellular component: membrane. The record is from RefSeq and is a predicted model, not a curated record. NCBI's taxonomy places the organism in Eukaryota, Metazoa, Chordata, Mammalia, Rodentia, Muridae. The coding region runs from base 348 to 818 and encodes 156 amino acids. The transcript has 5 exons.
CCCCCAACUCCUCUGGUUUCUUUCCCAUCUCUUCCUCUCCCCGCUCCUUCUUUCCUUCUUCAGGGUGGGUUAGGCUGGAGGAAGAGGAGGGUUAACCACCUCUCUCUCACCCCUCCCCAUGCCUCCUAGGGGCCCUGCAGGCCAGAGCACAGGCACUCUGGGCAGCUGGGUGAAGCCCAUCUGGGCAAGCCUUCCCUGGGUACUGCCUUUCACCAGAGUCCUACAGCAGGCCCAAGCUUCACUUCCAGGCUCCUGUCAGCUUCUCUAACCAGAUUUCUGUUUCCCUUCCUGGGCUGCUGGGAAUCUGGUGAGAGAGAGUCUGUGUCCUGUGAGCCUCACAGAGAGAGAUGUUCAGUGCUUGGGAUCGACGGGAGCAGCCUCCAGAGGAAGGAGCAGCUGCAGGGCUCCAGGGCUUCGGAGUGGACAAGACCUUCCUGUCUUCCCUCAAAGGCAUCCUGCUGGAAACUGAGCUGGCCCUGACCUUCAUCAUCUUCAUUUGCUUCACGGCCUCCAUCUCUGCCUACAUGGCUGCAGCGCUGCUUGAGUUCUUCAUCACACUGGCCUUCCUCUUCCUCUACGCCACGCAGUACUACCAGCGCUUCGAUAGGCUUAACUGGCCUUGUCUGGACUUCCUCCGGUGUCUCAGCGCCAUCAUCAUCUUCCUGGUGGUCUCCUUUGCUGCUGUGACCUCGAGGGACGGAGCUGCCAUUGCUGCUUUUGUUUUUGGCAUCAUCCUGGUCUCCGUCUUUGCUUAUGAUGCAUUCAAGAUCUACCGAACUGAGCUGAUGCCCAGGACCACGGAGGGGGACCAGCAGUGAUUCCAGGAUUCCUGGCUUCCACAACCAGACAUAAAGAAUCAUGGAGCCCAUCUUUGUCAUCUUUGAAUUCAUUGAACCCCAAGUGCCCACUAUCUACUCUGUGUCUUCAGAGAUUGUGCUUGCGCUGUCCCAGGGAUCUGUGGAAAGUGGUGAAGUUCUGGGGGUCGGGGCAGGUUGCUGUGCCUCCAAGUCUCUCCAAAAUUAAAAAAAAAAAA